AUGGAUGACCUCUACGACGAGUUCGGCAACUACAUCGGCGAGGACGAGUCGGAUGAAGAGCAGCAUGACCAGGCGCCACCCGCCUACAAAUUCGAUGAAGCUUUUGAUGAUGGGGAGGAUGGACAAGAUGAGGCUAUUGAACAACAACUAAUGGAAAUUGAUGAUGAUCCUUCCAACGCCGUCAUUCUCCACGAAGACAAACAAUAUUACCCAAGCGCCCAGCAAGUGUAUGGUACGGAUGUCGAGACUGUGGUUCAAGAAGAGGAUGCGCAACCUCUUUCUGAGCCCAUCAUUGCUCCCACCAAACAAAAGAAGUUCGCGAUUACCGAGACUGAGCUUCCUCCUGUGUACUUUUCUCGAGAGUUCAUGUCAGACCUGUUGAAUUUCCCGGAGCAGACACGGAAUAUUGCAGUCGCUGGGCAUCUACACCAUGGCAAGACGGCAUUAAUGGAUAUGCUAGUCAAACACACACAUGACCUUUCGAAACGUCUACAGAAGCGCUCUGGUAAGCGCAAGAAUGAACAAUUGCGCUACACUGAUGUUCAUUUCCUGGAGCGCGAGCGGGGCUUGUCUGUCAAAUCAGCGCCUAUGAGUCUGGUCCUUCAAAGCACAAAAGGCAAAUCCCACCUUCUUAACAUCCUGGAUACCCCAGGGCAUGUCAACUUUGUGGAUGAGGUCGCAUCAUCUCUCCGUCUCGCUGACGGAGUUGUACUUGUUGUAGACGUCGUAGAGGGCGUGCAAGCAAAUACAGAGCAGAUCAUUAAACAUGCCAUCUUGGAGGGUCUGCCAAUCACUCUCGUUGUCAACAAAAUGGACCGUCUCAUCCUGGAGCUCAAACUGCCUCCUAACGAUGCCUAUUUCAAGCUCAAACAUGUGAUUGAGGAAGUCAACACUAUUAUUGAAGAUACUCUUCCUGGGCAGAGUGAACAAAAACGCCUAAGUCCAGAGAAGGGCAACGUUGUCUUUGCCUCCAGCUCCAUGAACUGGUGUUUUACUUUGCAAUCAUUUGCACAAAUGUAUGCUGAUACUCACCCUCAGCUUGAUUCAAUUGCAUUUGCUGCCCGGCUAUGGGGUGACAUCUUCUAUAACCCCAGCAGCCGGAAAUUUACUCGAAAGGGGGUGGAUGAUAAGUCGACACGAGCUUUUGUCAAGUUUGUUUUGGAGCCGAUCUACAAGCUUUAUUCGCACACAAUCAGCGAAAGCCCCGAAGAUCUGAAGGAGACCUUGGCUAGCAUUGGAGUUGCUUUGAAGCCUUCUCAGCUCAAAACAGAUGCAGAUGAAUUGCUGAACCUCGUCUGUGAACAGUUCUUCGGUCCUCCAGCCGGAUUUGUGGACAUGAUUGUGCAGCAUGUCCCUUCGCCAGUAGAUGGUGCACAGAGGCUUCUGGAAAGAUACUACAACGGCCCUUUGGAUACCAAUAUUGCCGCAUCUAUGACAGCUUGCAACCAGGAUGGGCCACUCGUCGUUCAUGUCACCAAGCUCUUUAGCACGACAGAUGCUGCAGGGUUCACAUCUUUCGGUCGAGUCAUGAGCGGCACAGCUCGACCUGGUCAACAAGUUCGUGUCCUUGGGGAAGGGUAUACCCCCGAGGAUGAAGAGGACAUGGUCUUCGCAACAAUCACGGAUACAUGGAUUGCAGAAACCUGCUACAACAUUCCAACGGAUGGUGUUCCGGCUGGUAAUUGGGUGCUUCUUGGUGGUGUGGAUAACUCCAUUGUUAAGACAGCAACGAUUAUCCCCUCGAAGCUCGCGGAUGAUGAGGAAACUCACAUAUUCCGCCCUAUUCGGCAUAUGACCGAGUCAGUAUUCAAGGUAGCUGUAGAGCCUGUCAAUCCAUCCGAAUUGCCAAAGAUGCUGGAUGGUUUGCGCAAAAUCAACAAGAGCUAUCCUUUAGUAUCCACGAAAGUGGAAGAGUCAGGUGAGCACAUUAUUCUGGGAACUGGGGAGCUUUACAUGGAUUGUGUGCUACACGAUCUUAGACGAUUGUACUCCGAAAUGGAGAUCAAGGUGUCUGAUCCUGUCACUCGUUUCUGUGAGACGGUCGUCGAAACAUCAAGCGUGAUGUGUUACUCGAUCACACCCAACAAGCAGAAUAAGAUCACCAUGGUUGCAGAACCUCUGGAUGAUGGGAUUGCGGAGGAUAUCGAAAUUGCCCGCUAUUUUGAGGAGCAUUAUGAGUGGGACAAGCUUGCAGCUCGCAGUAUCUGGGCAUUCGGGCCGGAUGAAUUGGGCCCCAAUAUUUUGCAGGACGAUACUCUCCCCUCUCAGGUGGAGAAAAAAGUUCUCAAUACUGUGCGGGACUCUAUCAUCCAAGGUUUCAACUGGGGUGCGAGGGAAGGUCCCCUGUGUGAAGAACCCAUUCGAAACACUAAAUUCAAACUCACUGAUGUCUCGCUCGCUGACCAAGCCAUCUACCGUGGUGGAGGCCAGAUCAUUCCCACCGCUCGCCGAGCUGUGUAUUCGUCGUUCCUGAUGGCAUCGCCCCGUUUGAUGGAACCGCUCUAUUCAUGCACCAUGACUGGCCCUGCUGAUGCAGUCGCAUCUGUCUACACAGUUCUAUCGCGCCGUCGAGGCCACGUUCUGUCGGAUGGGCCUAUCGCUGGGACACCCCUCUACACCGUGCGCGGUUUGAUCCCUGUCAUCGAUUCCUUCGGGUUCGAAACCGACCUUCGCAUUCAUACGCAAGGGCAGGCCAUGGUCAGUUUGGCGUUUGAUAAGUGGAGUGUGGUGCCCGGUGACCCCUUAGACCGUGACGUCCAACUCAAACCGCUCGAGAUGGCUGGGGCUAUGGCCACUGCCCGGGAUUUCGUCCUCAAGACGAGACGACGAAAGGGACUGGCGGAAGAUGUGACUGUGAGCAAGUUUAUGGAGCCAGAGCUUUGGAAGGGUAUUCAAGAAGAAGGUGGUCUGGAUUUAUGA
Penicillium chermesinum is the source of this 2919-nucleotide messenger RNA. RefSeq names its product U5 snRNP component Snu114, putative. NCBI's taxonomy places the organism in Eukaryota, Fungi, Ascomycota, Eurotiomycetes, Eurotiales, Aspergillaceae. Bases 1 to 2919 code for a protein of 972 amino acids. The record is from RefSeq and is a predicted model, not a curated record. Gene Ontology annotation, molecular function: U5 snRNA binding; translation elongation factor activity; GTPase activity. Gene Ontology annotation, biological process: mRNA splicing, via spliceosome. The transcript is spliced from 5 exons. Gene Ontology annotation, cellular component: cytosol; U4/U6 x U5 tri-snRNP complex; U2-type catalytic step 2 spliceosome.